This is a messenger RNA of Musa acuminata subsp. malaccensis (wild Malaysian banana), 928 nucleotides long. RefSeq lists its product as uncharacterized. NCBI's taxonomy places the organism in Eukaryota, Viridiplantae, Streptophyta, Magnoliopsida, Zingiberales, Musaceae. Gene Ontology annotation, biological process: cell redox homeostasis. The record is from RefSeq and is a predicted model, not a curated record.
AUAAUAUUUACAUCCGAAGAGAGAUGGGUUUUGGUAGUGGCAGCAUCGCCGACAGAGUAAAAACGAAGACGAGGCGACGACGCAGGCGGCAUGACGGCAGGCGGUUCGAAGCCGGCCCCUCUCUUGUGUUGGAAGUGGAAGUGGCCGUGGGAUCCCCAAACCCAUUCCCCCGAUCCUAAUCCUUGCGGCAACCUCGACGCCCCUUGGCUCUUCAAGUCUCUGCAAACCCUAGCCUCCCUCGCCCAGAACCUCAUCCUCCUCCACCCACCGGCUGCCGACUCUUCGUCGCUCGGCGCCUCUGCAUCCCCCACCCGUCGUGAAGACCCAGCCGGCUCCCUCUCCAGGGACGAGCAGGGGGAGGCCGAGCAUCGCGCCCUGGCCCUCGCACUGGCGAGCGGGAAAGAGGCGACGGUCCUUGAGUUCUACUCCCCCAAGUGCCGGCUCUGCAACUCGCUGCUCGAUCUCGUGCUCCGGCUCGAAGCGAGGAACUCCGAUUGGGUCAGCUUCGUCCUCGCCGACGCUGAAAACGAGAUGUGGCUCCCCGAGCUUCUCCAUUAUGACAUUAAAUAUGUCCCUUGCUUUGUGCUUCUGGAUAAGCAUGGAAGAGCUUUAGCCAAAACAGGAGUUCCUACCAGCCGACUGCAUGUCAUUGCAGGCCUUUCUCAUCUCUUGAAGCUGAAGCAGCCACAGAAAAACGAUGAAAAGAAAUUUCCUUGAUGAUUACUACUACUAUCUCUGAAUUGGCUAUGCCUGACUAUUUCUGUCGAUAGAAUUGGCUAUCCCACUAGCAGUCCUGCUUUGGAUGUGGUUUUCAUCUGAGGUGAUGAUCAUUUAGAUAAAAGUAAUGUUACAAUUGUGGACAUCGGUCGACUUUGGAGUAAAAUCUUAGUUAUUAUUUGGAAGGCAAAGAUAUGAACUUUUAAAUUUC